Teleopsis dalmanni is the source of this 748-nucleotide messenger RNA. Its product is annotated as pyroglutamyl-peptidase 1-like. The coding region runs from base 73 to 702 and encodes 209 amino acids. NCBI's taxonomy places the organism in Eukaryota, Metazoa, Arthropoda, Insecta, Diptera, Diopsidae. Gene Ontology annotation, cellular component: cytosol. Gene Ontology annotation, biological process: proteolysis. The record is from RefSeq and is a predicted model, not a curated record. The transcript is spliced from 2 exons. Gene Ontology annotation, molecular function: pyroglutamyl-peptidase activity.
AAAUUUGUCUCAAUUUAACUUCUAAGGUUAUUUAAUUAAAUCAGAUAAUAUUUAAUCAGCAGUUUAGUUGACAUGGAAAAGACUAAUAAAAAUUUAAUCAUUGUCACGGGUUUUGGUCCGUUUGGAAGUUUUGAAGCAGUCAAUCCCAGUUGGGAAGCAGUGAAGUUGUUACCUGAUAAUUUAGAGUUCAACAAAAAACAAUAUAAAAUUGAAAAAUUGGAAGUAGCUGUUGAAUAUGCAGCUGUAGAUAAAUCCGUUGAAGAGAUAUGGUCACGUAAUCCGAUUUUGGUCAUACAUUGUGGAGUGAACAGUGGAACUAGUUGCAUCUCGGUCGAAAAAUUGGCGUAUAACAACUAUUUUGUAGGCAAAGAUGUUGCUGGGUGUACUCUGCAGAACGAUUCAGCGUGUCUGAAAAAUAACAAAAAUGAAAGAAUUUACACUGGCUUGGAUGUGAACAAAAUUGUUAAAACUAUUGAGAAAUGUCACUGUAAAUCAGCUGAAGCUGCAGCUUUGUCCAGUGGCAAUCCUGGAAACUAUUUGUGUGGAUACAUAUAUCUAAAGUCAUUGGAUAUUAAUCAAAAUCGCAGUCUUUUUUUACAUGUACCGGAAAUCGAUCAACCUUACACUUCUCAGGAGGUUUCUGAUAUGAUUUUAAAUAUAGUUCAAGAAUGUGUACGUCAAAUAGAGGAAAACGGUGUUUAAUAGAAUAGUUUUCUACUUUUUGCUAUUUAUAUAUAUGCUUGAUGCA